Molecule: messenger RNA, 1503 nt
Organism: Colletotrichum acutatum
Lineage: Eukaryota; Fungi; Ascomycota; Sordariomycetes; Glomerellales; Glomerellaceae
Product: inosine-uridine preferring nucleoside hydrolase
Exons: 4
Coding region: 253-1434 (393 amino acids)
Biological process (GO): purine nucleoside catabolic process
Cellular component (GO): cytosol
Molecular function (GO): purine nucleosidase activity
Source: RefSeq, a predicted model, not a curated record
CUCGUUUGGUUUGGUCUUAUCCACCGAAAGUGGGCACCAGACACGGGCUUGUAAACUAAAAGCGCAACCCCACGGCACCGGCGACAACGUCCGUGGUCUGCUCACCUUGCCGAGGGAACACCAAAAACUCUCGUAUCCGUACAGAGUAUCAUUUUCAUCAUAAUUUUGUGCGGUUUCACUGCUUGUCGUGAAAAGCCACAGAUCACACACAUACAUCUCUUUGAUCCUCAACAACCAUUUGCCUGAACCACCAUGGUCGAACUCGAGUUGCCCGAAACACCGGUGCCGGUCUGGCUGGACUGUGAUCCCGGCCAUGAUGACACCUUUGCCAUCCUCCUAGCAGCUUAUCAUCCAACAAUAAAGCUCCUUGGCCUCUCAACCGUCUUCGGAAACGCCCCUCUUGAGAAAACCACAAACAACGCCACCUCAAUCCUCACAGCAAUCGGCAAACACAAUGACAUCCCCGUCCACGUCGGUGCCGCAAAGCCAAUGUCCCGCCCGCCCAUGCAAGCCGCCACCGACAUCCACGGCGAAUCCGGCCUAGACGGCACCGACCUGCUUCCCCAACCCUCCAAAGACGCAGACCGCUCCGUCCCCGCCAUCGACGCCAUGGCCGCCGCCCUCUCCGCCCAGCCCGCCGGAACAGCCUGGCUCGUCGCCACGGGCUCCCUCACCAACGUCGCCGAGCUCUUCGCAAAGUACCCGGACCUGGUCGCGCACCUCAAGGGCCUGAGCAUCAUGGGCGGCGCCAUCGGCGACGGCUUCACUGACAUUGUGCUGGGUGUCGUGGACGGUGUCCCCCGUGUGGGUAACUGGACGCCGUGGGCCGAGUUCAACAUUAUCAUUGACCCCGAGGCCGCAGCUGCCGUGUUCCAUAAUAAGGCGCUCGCGGCCAAGACGACGCUUGUGCCUUUGGACUUGUCGCAUCAGGUUCUUGCCACUGAGGAGGUGCGGGACGCGCUUCUGUAUGGCACGCACGGCGGGGAGAAGACGGGUAAGGGGAAGACGACGCUGAGGCAGAUGUUGGUUGAGCUGCUCAUGUUCUUCGCCAAGACGUAUAGCGACGUCUUCGGCAUCACAGCCGGACCCCCCCUCCACGACCCCCUCGCCGUGGCCGCUGUGCUGACGGGCACGCGGCACGAGAUCCCCUUUCACGACUACGACGCCAAAAAGGGCAACUGCGUAAAGUACCACGAGCGCUUCGAGCUCACCGUCGUCACGGAGGGCGACCUCGAAGAGGCCAAGACGGGCAAGUCGCAGCUGGGGCGGACCGUCGCGAAAGCCCUGCCGCCGGGGAGCGAGGGCGUGAGGAUACCGCGCGGGCUGGAUAUCCCCAUGUUCUGGCGGGUGAUUGAGGAGUGCACGGAGAGGGCGGACCGGGUGAAUGCGGGCGAGGUGGCUGGGUUGAAGGAGAAUGGAACGUUGGAGAACUAAAGAGAUGAUGGGAAAAUUGGUGUCUGUUGCUGAUCCUGCUUGGUGGUUUGAAUAUACAUUUUUGGCAUC